This is a messenger RNA of Lolium perenne, 2546 nucleotides long. RefSeq lists its product as uncharacterized. The record is from RefSeq and is a predicted model, not a curated record. NCBI's taxonomy places the organism in Eukaryota, Viridiplantae, Streptophyta, Magnoliopsida, Poales, Poaceae.
UCACACGGUUCAUGUCCUGGUGAAAAGAAAAAUGCUAGCAUGGCCAGGUAAUAAUCGAUCAAUUCCCAGGCUCCACAUUUUUCGGCGCAUAGCACCCAGGGCACCGUCCAAAUAUAUUACACUUUCUACUGGCCAUGUGCUUAAGUCAUCUAUCCCUUAUCUGCUGUAGUGAAUGAACUCUCUUAAUUUGGAGGCCCUGCUCACCUCGCCACCUCCCCAUCAGCAGCGCUCCCCCGCUAGGCGUCUCAUCUUCUCCCCAGACCCCAGCCACCGGCUCUGCUUCCGCUGCCUCUCCCCGGAGCACGGCGUCGGUGAUUGCAGGGGGCCUCUCCGGUGCGCGGCCUGUGGACGCUACGGCCAUAAGGCUAGAGGAUGUUGCGCGCCGGACGAAGCCGCUCGACCUCUCCGCCCUCGCCUCGGAGCCCCGCCGCCGCCGGGUUUCGUCGUGGCUUCCUCGCUAGGGCUCCCACCCCUUUUCCGCGUGGCCCGCCUCCCUCGCCCUCGUCGUCGGAUGUGGCUGCGCUGGCGCGCUCGGCGACUGCGCCUCCAGCUCCCUUGGCUGGCUCUGGGCGCAGCAUCAACCACCGUGGGCCGCCCACCUUUGCUCCGGUGGUGGGCGCGCACGCGCCUCCCCCGUCUUCGUCGGCUCCUGCGAUGCCGCGCGCUUGUUGCGCGCAGGUGUACUUGCCACCCCCGGCUGACACGGACCAUGCCCGCCGUUUGGCCUUUGCGGUGAUCGAGCCCGCGGCGGACGCUCCCGGCUUCCUCCUGCGCCGCGCGUUGGAAGAACUCGGUGGGAACCCUCCCGUGGGGCUCGCGGCGAGCGACUUUGGAGCGCUGAUGGUGGUCUUCGCCUCUCCGGCGGACCGCGAACGCGCGCUCGCCCGGGCGCCGCUCAUGCUCGAGGGACACUCCAUCUCUCUGGAGAGGCCCGAAGAUGGCGCCAACCGCGCAGCGUGGCUGCACCCGCGUUUCGCCCAGCUCUCCGCCACCGGCUUCACAUUGGAGCAUUGGGACGCCCACGGCAUCCACGCGGCCUUCCGUAGCAUCGGCAGCGUGUGCUGCAUCGAUCCCCAAUUCCUCGACGGGCUCGAUUUCUCCGCCGUUCGGGUGGUGGUCAAGCUCGCCCAUGCCGACGACGUCCCGCCUAUCCUGAUGGUCCAGGACGCCUUCAACGAGUGCUCCUCCAAGGUUCGCAUGCGCAUCGUCCGCUCUUGGGCCUGCGACGGCGCGGGCCAGCUCCACGGGCACUUCCACGUCGGCGGCGAGCCGGUUGGGGCGCGCCAAUCUCGCCUCAGCGACAUCGACGACGACUCCGUCGUUGGGGCGGCCUCGCCUCCUCCUCCCGUCAUGCCUCCACCCCAGUCCUCCUCUGUGCUCAACCUCUAGGGGAGGAUUGUUGCCCGUCGCCAGGGCAACCUUGAGCGCGCCAAGGCGCUGGACGGCGUCGACGGCCUGCCCGCUGACUGCGGGUUCCCGCUGCCUGCUCCGCCAUCAAGCCCCCUGACGGUGCUUUGGGAUCAGAUCCUUGCUCGUCGUCUCGCGUCGCAGUUCCCGGAGUGCGGCAUGAGCACCGAUCAGGUCUCCCUCUCACCCUCCCCUUUUCCUUCCGUUUCUUCCCCUAGCCCCUGCCCAACCCCUGCUCCCCUUUUGCUGCAGUGGUACGACACCAUCCGGGUGCCGGCGACUCCUCUGGUGGCUUCCAGUGACGCUGAGGAUGGAUGCGAGGAGGCUGUCCCUCCCCCUGUGCCUCUCGCUUCCCCAGUUCAGGUGGCCUCGGACUCGACGGUGCUGCUCCCAUGCGCCGGUGAAGCGGAGCAUGAGGAUGCCGUGCGUAAGCAACCCGUCCGCCGCAAAAGGGCGGUGGACUCUGCCUUCAAGGCUAGACGCAGCUCCCGCCUUGCGGCCAAGGAGGCUCCCCAGUUCCUCACCAUGCUCUCCAAGGCUAAGGCGGCCAAGGCUUCGCGGUACAACCUGGACGGCGGCACGCCGCGUUUCCUGGAGGCCGCCGCAGACGCAGGCUUCGGUGGCGCCUCCGAUCCCGGCCCGAUCCCCCUCCCCCGGCUCAUAGCCUUGGCGGCUGCAUGCGGUGUCGACCCCAACGCCGUCGUGGACGCCGACCCGAUGCCCUCUUCCUCUGCAUGAUCGUGCGGCCCUUCGGCGCCGCCGCUUGGGCAAGGGGGACGAUCGUCCUCGCCAGCACCGUCGCCUGCCUUGAGCUGGUGCCCCCUUGCUCAGCCCGCCUUCGUCAAAGCUGUUGUUCUAGGAUCUCUGAGAUUAGAUGCCUAGCUGUGCCUUCUUUUUUCCUUUUUUUCAUCCUCUGUUACCUCCGUUCCUCUGGCCUUAAGCCAUCGUAGCCAACAACAGCUUAUGCUUUUUUGUACUGCCACGGUGCCUUCCCGGGUUAUCAAAUGAGUGGUACUGUUGUUUUUGUCGUGAGUUCCUGGAACAUUCGUGGUUUGGGUGACGCAGACAAGUGUGAUAUCGUGCGCGCCUCGCUUUCUUCCUCUAAGCCUAAUUUCGUAUGUCUCCAGGAGACCAAACUC